AUGGGCGUCACCACUGGUCUGAUUCUCCUCGGGGUUGUACUGACUUUGUGGUACUUGCAAGUGUUCACCGCCCUGUGCAUUGCUUUGCCACCUACCCUGUACAGUGGCUUUCGUCUGUACAAGCAGCGGCGGUCUGGCAAGCUGAUUCUGCAAGACACCCACUUUGACUGGAAAGAUAGUUGUGCCGAAUUCUUUGAUGUCAACACUGACGGGGCUAUGAAGCGGCGCAGAGAGGCUGCCGAAGCCGUCAUCAAGUCAGUGGAUGCCCAGGCUGCAAAGAAGUUCAACGAGUUCGUUAAAGAUGUUGAUGCAAUUGCAAUCUAUGGCUGCGGAAUUCUGGCAGCUACUCACGUAGGGAGCCUGCAAGCUCUCGAGAGACAUGGCAUGGACACCAGGAAUCUGAAGGCGCUGGCCGGCGUCUCUGCUGGGUCUGUCGUGGCUGCCAUGCUGGCCGUCAACUGCAGACCACGCGAGAUCUUCGAGGUGAUCGAGGGCAUGGAGUUUCACCAGCUUGCGUUCCCAGAGCUGGGCUCCUUGUCCCGCAUCCUCGGGACUCUGGUGCAAGGGUUGCUGAGGGUUACCAUCGGCAAUCACGCGGCCGAGGUGGUGGAGUGCCUUGUUGCAGAUGCCACUGGGCCCGGCUUCAACAGCGGCCUUCGCCUGGAGGAGAUGAUUGGCAAGGAGCUUCAGAAGAAAUGUGGUAACAGAGACAUUACGCUCGCGGGCGUGAAGCAAAGAUUUGGCAAGAGGCUGAUCAUCCUGGCUUGUGAACUGGACUCUGGUCACGAGAGAAGGUUUACGCCAGAAACUGAUCCCGAUCUGCCGGUUCGGGUUGCUGUGCGAAUGUCCAUGGGAGUGCCGGGGCUGAUGGAGCCCUUCAGAUACAAAGGCCACGUCUACUGCGAUGGUGGCAUGUGCAACGACUUCCCGGUGGAUGCUCUGCCGGAAGACUCCAAGCGUAUGGGAUUGAUGGUGCGACCGGUUGAUUGGAUCCGCCACCAUGUCCCAGGCCUAAGCUCGAUCAUCCCCGAUGAGAGGCUGGAGAAGUAUGAAAAAGUCAUGGCUCAUCUCAAGAUGAAGUCGGAAGAGAGCCCGACACUUUUUUCGGUGAAGACGGUCCUGGACCUCGCAUUGACCUCGGUGAACAUCAUGAUGGAUGCCAACCUCGUCCUUCAGAUUGAGGCUGCCACGGCCAAGAAAGGUUUCAGGCAAAGCUCUGGCAUCUCUGGCCUCGCGCCCGAGAUCCUCACGCUGUGCGGAGGCAGAUAUGACCCCUUCGACUUCAAUCUAACGAAAGAGCAGCAUCGGGAGCUGUACUUGGCCGGCCAGCUCAGUACCCACCUGCACGCAUCUGUCGUGGAUGGGAGCUCUCAAGUACUCAACGAUGAGGGAAAGCUGAAGACCAUGUUGUACAUGCUACACAUGGAUUAUCCGAAGCCGCCGUGA
Messenger RNA from Symbiodinium sp. CCMP2592, 1446 nucleotides. The record is from the annotation of a GenBank genome assembly. Lineage: Eukaryota; Dinophyceae; Suessiales; Symbiodiniaceae.